AUGCGCGGCCUCCUUCUCCAGCUCCUCCUCGGGAUACCAGCCGUUCUGGCCUGUACGGACCCUGACUCCGACCCUUGUGCGUCCUAUAUUUCUGCCAACGCUGCGACUGCAUCUCCCUUCUGCGCUACCUUCACAGAGUCAACUGUCACCGCGACAGCCGGGCUGCCGGCUUGGGCGAGCAAUUGUUCCAACAAGCCCAGCGCAAUCUCCAAGGAAUGCAGCUGUUACUUCACAGGCACCGGCGUGGUCACAACCUCAUCUUCGGCGACCAAAACCUCUGCCACGACUAGCGUUAGCAUCACCACAUCGACCGGCCCGGCGACUACGGCCACCGGUACGUGUGGUGCGGCGAAUGUUGACGCACUGGUUGGCUAUGCCGCUGGCACAACGGGAGGCGGCAGCGGAGAGGGCACGACGGUCACGACUUGUGCAGAGCUAGAGGCCGCUGUAGCUGUCGGGGGCGUCAUCAAGAUCUCUGGGAUCCUCGACGGUUGCGACAUUAUUGACUUGGGCAGCGACACAACUGUGCUCGGUGUCGGAUCCCAGUCCGGUAUGACCAAUGGAGGUUUCCGUGUCAAAGAGCAGAGUAAUGUGAUCUUACGCAAUCUGUACAUGCACGAUGCUCCUGAGUCAAUGGACCUCAUCGAGCUUCAGUAUUCGACGUACGUCUGGGUCGACCACUGUGAUCUAUCGUCGGAGGGCUUGACUGGUGACAAGGAUUACUACGAUGGCUUGCUCGAUAUCACACAUGCAACUGACUUCGUGACUGCGUCAUGGAACAAAUUUCAUGAUCACUGGAAGGGUUCUCUGAUUGGGCAUUCCGACAGCAAUGCAGCCGAGGACACUGGGCACCUCCGAGUCACGUACCACCACAACUACUGGUCCGAUGUGAACUCGAGACUCCCAUCUAUUCGUUUUGGUACCGGCCACUUCUACAGCUCAUGCUUUGAGAACAAUCCCACGUCCGGUAUUAACUCCCGCAUGGGCGCUGAGGUGCUUGUCGAGGAAAAUUACUUUCUCAACACCCAACUGGCCAUCGUGACCGACCUGGACAGCGACGAGGACGGGUAUGCUGUUGACCGGAACAACAUUUUUGUCAAUAGCACCGAAGAGAUCACACAGGUUGGCAGUUUGACACCACCGUAUAGCUACACUCUGGAUCCCGCGUCUUGCAUCUGUGACUUGGUAACAGCUUACGCUGGAACCGGGGUUGUGGGUUAG
This is a messenger RNA of Cryphonectria parasitica EP155, 1221 nucleotides long. Its product is annotated as family 1 polysaccharide lyase. Lineage: Eukaryota; Fungi; Ascomycota; Sordariomycetes; Diaporthales; Cryphonectriaceae. The record is from RefSeq and is a predicted model, not a curated record. Gene Ontology annotation, molecular function: pectate lyase activity. Bases 1 to 1221 code for a protein of 406 amino acids. The transcript is spliced from 5 exons.